Molecule: messenger RNA, 819 nt
Organism: Coccidioides immitis RS
Lineage: Eukaryota; Fungi; Ascomycota; Eurotiomycetes; Onygenales; Onygenaceae
Exons: 1
Coding region: 1-819 (272 amino acids)
Source: RefSeq, a predicted model, not a curated record
AUGUCAUAUCGCACACGUCGAAUCAUUCAUAACCUUUCUCAGCGGCGUCUCACGCUGAUAAUCCCAUUCUACCCGCCUCACAAAGAUCCCAGCCCACCACCUUCGCGGGACACCAGCCCGCACCCACAAGGACAUCGCAUCGGACGACACGGAGACCGGCUCUGGCAGUUCCCCAAGGUGAUCCUCGAAACCCUGAACAUCCACUACAACAGCAGGACGAACGGUGACGCUCUCAAUAACCAAUACAACAGCAGCUACCUCGGCUCCAGCACGUGGUAUCCGUCUAGCAGCACCGGGAGCUUCUCACCCGAACGCUUUCCCAUGUACCCGCUGACCUACGCCGACCUCCUCCCAGACGAAGGAGGAGAACAACAACACCAACAACAACAACAGGAAGGGCGAGAGGACGUCGACGGGACGUACUCGGCCCCAUCGUCAGCGGGACCGGCACCGGCACCCGAACCGGCGCGAGACACCUUCGAGGUCCUACUCUGCGAGAGCCAGCCUUUCGGCCGUUGGCGGAUCCGAAACGGCAUGACGGAGACCCACGAUUCCGUCGAAGCCGCGAACGACGCCGCGAUGCAGAUGUUAGCCUGCUAUCACGGCGACCUGCUGGGCCAGUCCAGCUUGAAUUUCGUCCGGCGGGAACCCGGGGAGACGUGGGCUCGCUGCGACUUGCCGGCGGAGCGGGUUGUGUGGUCGAUCGAUCCGGUGGACGCGACGCUGCAGUUUAGCGGACUGGGGCUUUUUGGGGAGACGUUCCUUAUCUGGGCGCGCAGACGAUGGGCUGGGGAAGUUAUGGAGUAUUGGUGUGGAUAA